Tupaia belangeri chinensis (Chinese tree shrew) is the source of this 12796-nucleotide messenger RNA. RefSeq names its product formin 1 (gene FMN1). Bases 293 to 4534 code for a protein of 1413 amino acids. NCBI's taxonomy places the organism in Eukaryota, Metazoa, Chordata, Mammalia, Scandentia, Tupaiidae. Gene Ontology annotation, molecular function: microtubule binding; actin filament binding. The record is from RefSeq and is a predicted model, not a curated record. The transcript has 20 exons. Gene Ontology annotation, biological process: cortical actin cytoskeleton organization; actin nucleation. Gene Ontology annotation, cellular component: actin filament; cytoskeleton; cytoplasm.
GCAGCCCGCUCCGGCUGCUGCACCUGGACAGGUGACAUUCACCAUCAUCACCCUUUUCCUCUUCACCAUCACCCUCAUCAUCGUCAACACCACCACCAUGAACAGCAUCUCUUUCUCCAUCAAAGCUCUUCAAGUUAUGUAAAGGCAGACUUUCAGGCAUGCAGUUUCAUUCCUGGAGAUGACUGUCAGCUGCUUUCCCUGCAUAGCCACCAUCACAUGCCUCACCACUGGAGCCUGGGAAGCCUGACCACAGGACCGGCAUCUCCAAGGCAUGAAUAAUUAGGUAGGCAUAAUGGAAGGCACUCACUGCACCCUCCAAUUGCAGAAGCCCAUUACCGAACUCUGCUACAUCAGCUUCUAUCUUCCAAGGGGGGAAGUCAGAGGAUUUUCAUACAAGGGCACCGUAACUCUAGACAGAUCCAAUAAAGGUUUUCAUAGUUGCUACCAAGUCAGGGAGGGGGCAGACAUCAUUAGUCUCAGCCAGCAGCCGAGCGAGCAUCCAGGCGACAUAUUCUUCAAGCAGACUCCCACAAAAGACAUUCUAACUGAGCUGUACAAGCUCACGGCGGAGAGGGAGAGACUGCUGGCGGAUCUGCUGAGCUCAGACCACAUCCUGGGAAUUACUAUGGGGAACCAGGAGGGGAAACUGCAGGAGCUGUCUGUGAGCCUGGGCCCUGAGGACAACUGCCUUCAGAGUGCUGGCACCUGGCGGGGGGAGCUGCCUGGGGGCUCUCUCAAUAAGAGGAGCAGCCACGGGAACAAGAAGCCCCGGAGGCCUGGCGGAAGGAGGGAGCUCGUGGAGGCACUCCCACAGAAGAGGACAAGAAGAAAAGGGCGUGGGGAUCAGGAAUCAGCUCCUCGGAUGGGGAAGGACCAGAUCUGUUCCAACAACUCCCUUCCUCUUUCUCGAGCCAGGCCUCAUGUUCGACUCCUAGAGGAAAGAGGAAAUCUGCUCCCAAAUGGGACACUUAUGUCUUCCCUGCAGAGGACUGAGAGCUGCCCUUCAGAUAGCCCCAGGCCAUCGGAUGCAGAUCUUGGCUCUGGGAACUCUGGGAUGGUCUCUGAGGACACUGGGCUGAGAAGAGGAGCGCUUCCUCCUGACCCUAGCUCCCCAGAGAAGGGAAGCGAUUGUGUUUUGGGGCUGCCAAGGAGGCCUCAUGGGCUGAAGCAUCUGCAGACAGGUGGGCCUGAACAUCCCCAGGACCCUGAAAAACGUCCAGAUGUAGAGAGGGGCAGGAGAGUGAAAUCAACCGAGCGGACUUGCAGGAAGAGACCUGUUUCUAAAGUGGUGGCCAAAGUCCAGGAUCUGUCUGCUCAGGUGCAAAGAGUAGUUAAGCCACGUCCUGAUGUGGAGAGAGGCAUUGCUGUUUGUCAGGCAGCCCAAGCUGAGUUCAUACCCAAGGCUGGGGCUCCUGGUUCCAGGCCACAGGACAAGGAGCAGCAAGGGGAUGGGUCCUUACAGCACUCAGCCGGAGAAAGAACCCCCAUUUCUAAUCCACCAGCCAGUGCUGAGGGGGCUGUGAACAAGGUCCUCCUGAAGGUGAUAGAGAGCGAGAAGUUAGAUGAAGCCACAGAGGGGAAAAGGCUGGGCUUCCCCCUCAGCACCAGAGUCACCCCCACGCCCCCAGGAGCUAGACGCAGGAGGAAGGCUGAGCUGCCCUCAAGAGCCCACAAAUCUUUGUUUCCCGAUCUGCCCUGCAGUGUAGCUCCUGACUCCUCACAGUCCACAGGUGACGAGAGGAAGCCAUCUGCCCCAGGACUGGCAGCUCCCAGCAUGGUACUUAAUAAUUCAUCCCCAGAGUCCAGCACACACAGACGGCCGUCACCUGCUCCUUUGCCUCUAUCUCCAAGGCUCCCCAGUCCUCGGGAGCAUCACAGGAUUCUCCGGCUCCCGUCACAGCCUGGUGAGAGGGAAGCUGCUUUUAAUGACACUCCAGGUGGAAAGAGCGGUGUCAUCUCUGGGUCCCCCUCUGCUGACACCUUGGAGCCACCAUCCUCUGCAAAGGUCACGGAGACCAACGAAGCCAGGCCGGCCUCCCUCAGAGCAGGCCCACCUCAGUUGUUGCCUGGGGAACCUUUGGAAAAGAGCGUGGGGCCGGGGAAGACCACAGUUCAGCCCCAGCAUCCAGGUACAUCUUCUGAGAGCUUUCCCUGGGAAUGCUUUAAUGAGCAGACAGCUAAAGACCUUUGCAACAGGGAUGGAGGCCCAUGGGUCCUGGCUUAUAGAACAGGACCAGCCUGUCCAUUUCUGCUCCAUGAUGAAAGAGAGAAGACAAACAGAAGUCAGUUGUACUUGGAACUCCAUCCUGACCAGAGCCCUACUGAGCAGGACGAUAGAACUCCUGGCAGACUCCAAGCUGUCUGGCCACCCCCAAAGACAAAAGACACAGAAGAAAAAGUGGGAUUGAAGUACACUGAAGCAGAAUAUCAAGCUGCUAUUUUACACUUGAAGAGGGAGCACAAAGAAGAAAUUGAAAACCUGCAGGCCCAGUUUGAACUUCAGGCAUUUCAUAUCCGGGGAGAGCAUGCAGUGAUAACAGCGAGACUAGAAGAAACCAUUGACAAUCUCAAACACGAAUUAGAGCACCGAUGGCGAGGAGGAUGUGAAGAGAUGAGGGAUGCGUGCAUCUCUACUGAUGAUGGCUGCCCUCCUAAGACGUACAGAAAUGUAUACAUUCAAACAGACAGAGAAACCUUCCUCAAACCCUGUGAAAAUGAAAACAAGACAACUAGAAGUAACCACAUAGUACCCAAGAAAUUGAACAUCUCCUCUUUAAGCCAGCUUUCUCCCCCGAAUGACAACAAAGACAUCCACACAUCACUUUCAUCUGUGGAAGGCAUCUUAUCAAAUCAACAAAAGGCACCACCUCCCCCUCCUGCACCACCGUUACCAUCCUCUAUUCCUCUACCUCCUCCUCCUCCUCCACUCCCACCCGAACUUGGACUUCCAAUGCAACCUGUGAGUGCUGGGCCACCACCGCCACCACCCCCUCCUCCACCUCCUCCACCACCCCCUCUACCUGCAAGUGCUGGACCACCCCCACCUCCUCCUCCACCGCCGCUUCCUAACACCCCCACUGCGCCCCACACAGGGGGACCUCCUCCUGCUCCAACACCUCCAGGUCUUGCACCCCCACCUCCUCCUGGACUCUUCUUUGGACUAAGUUCUUCUUCUAACCAGUGUCCUCGAAAACCAGCUAUUGAACCUACGUGUCCCAUGAAGCCUUUGUACUGGACUAGAAUACAAAUAAGUGAUAAAAGCCAAAAUGCUACACCAACCUUAUGGGAUUCCUUAGAAGAACCUGAUAUUCGAGACACUAGUGAAUUUGAGUAUUUGUUCUCCAAAGACACAACUCAGCAGAAGAAAAAACCUCUGUCAGAGACCUAUGAGAAAAAAAACAAGGUCAAAAAGAUCAUCAAGUUAUUGGAUGGAAAACGAUCUCAAACUGUAGGAAUCUUGAUAUCUAGUUUACAUUUAGAAAUGAAGGAUAUCCAGCAAGCCAUUUUCAAUGUGGAUGACUCAGUGGUUGACCUGGAGACGCUGGCGGCCUUGUAUGAAAACAGAGCCCAAGAGGAUGAACUGGUUAAAAUAAGAAAAUAUUAUGAGACAUCCAAAGAAGAAGAAUUGAAGCUUCUGGAUAAACCUGAGCAGUUUUUACAUGAGUUAGCCCAGAUUCCAAAUUUCGCUGAACGUGCCCAGUGCAUAAUCUUCAGAUCUGUCUUUUCUGAGGGGAUCACCUCCUUGCACCGAAAGGUAGAGAUCAUCACACGAGCUUCUAAGGGCCUGCUGCAAAUGAAGAGUGUGAAGGAUAUUUUAGCUCUCAUUCUGGCUUUUGGAAAUUAUAUGAACGGAGGAAAUAGGACUCGAGGACAAGCAGAUGGAUAUAGCUUAGAAAUUCUGCCGAAACUCAAGGACGUCAAAAGUCGGGAUAAUGGGAUUAAUCUGGUGGACUAUGUUGUGAAGUAUUACCUGCGUUACUAUGAUCAGGAAGCUGGAACAGAGAAGAGUGUUUUCCCCCUGCCUGAACCACAAGAUUUCUUUUUGGCCUCUCAAGUCAAGUUUGAAGACCUCAUAAAAGAUUUGAGAAAACUGAAGAGGCAACUAGAAGCAAGUGAGAAACAGAUGAUGGUGGUGUGCAAGGAGUCCCCAAAGGAGUAUCUGCAGCCUUUCAAGGACAAACUAGAGGAAUUCUUUCAGAAAGCAAAAAAGGAGCACAAAAUGGAAGAAAGUCACUUGGAAAAUGCACAGAAGAGUUUUGAAACAACAGUGGGAUAUUUUGGGAUGAAGCCAAAGUCUGGUGAGAAGGAGAUCACACCCAGCUAUGUGUUUAUGGUGUGGUAUGAGUUCUGCAGCGACUUCAAGAUGAUUUGGAAACGGGAGAGUAAGAACAUAUCUAAAGAAAGACUGAAAAUGGCUCAGGAAUCAGUCAGCAAGUUGACAUCAGAGAAGAAAGUGGAGACAAAGAGAAUCAAUCCCACUGCUAGUCUGAAAGAAAGACUGCGACAGAAGGAAGCCAGCGUGACCACCAACUGAGAUGGAGACACAUGAAAACAGUGACAGCAGAGAUGUCGUACCUUGCAUGCUCCUUUGUGACACUGGUGCUGCAGGAUGUUCUUGAAAGAUAUGUCAUGAAAAUAUUUGUUUUGCUCAUCACUUUCUGAGGUCAUCUGCAAAGAGUACCCUGUGCCUUCUUUAAGAAUUUCCCUAUUAAGCCACAGGAACAAUACAUAACUGUUAAAGGCAAUGUUAUAAGACUAUUCAAUAAUUGCUUUUGUGAAAGUUCAGACUACUUCAUUAUACGACCAGAAGAACUACCAAGAUUUUCCAAUUUUUUUUUUUAAGCUGAGAUUUCAAGCUUGAUAUCUAUAAUCUUGUCAUAGACAAAGAGAAGGACCUUUUUAUGACAGUUGCCUUGGGAGAGUUCAGACAUUGGUCUUUACAUGCUGUUGUUUUGAUUGUUGGUCUUAUUUUUUAUCUUGUUUCAGCAAAAUCCUACAGAAUAUUUCUCACUAAAAAUGUUAAAACUUACCAAAACUAUUUUUUUAAAGUCCAAGACUGUAGGAGAAUGAUUUCACUGUUUUCCAUAUAAUAGAAAGGAGAGAGAAUGGAAUUGUGUGUGAGUGAUAAAUAGCCACAGACUUCAUGGAAAACAAAUUAUGAUGCAGGCAGUUGACAUCAGCUAUUCAGUGAAGCCCCCCCUUUUUUUUUUUAAUCAGUUUAUUGUGAUUUCCUUGACUGGCAGAGGUUCUGCACCCCAAAUCCUAGAAGAAACUCUGAUAUCUGUUCAAAGUCAGCACCUGCUUAGACAAACUACCUAGUGUCAGAGCACCUUUCAUGUUUCCCACUGUUUAUGAGUGAACAAUGCUGUGUGCACAGACAAGGUGAGUUCUCCGUCACAUUCUGUGACCGUGUGGCUGGAUCUCUCCCACUACUCCCAGGAGGCGGUUUCCAGACAGAAGAGUAAAUGCUACUUACAGCCUUUUAUCAUGGCCUUGGCACAUGGAGUCUGGUAAAUCAGGAGUCUUUGAAGUAGAAAAACGUAAGGACAGAAGAACAGUUCUUUACAUCAAAAUGAAAAGAAGGUGAUCACAUCAGUAUUAAACUUUGAGUGAGAAACACAUCAGAAGCCUGAGUCACAGAGGGAAAUCACCUUUUAUUUUCCUUACGGCCCCCUACUCUUUGACUCUAUCAUGUGACGGGAGAAGAACUGGGUGAACUGAGAAAAGGAUCAAAGACUAUCAUUCUUAUGCUUUGAAGGGAGAACCAAGCUUUCUCCUCCAAUUGUUGGAAGACUGUCUAGAGAUGAGCGAGACUCUCAUUUCCUUCCUAAUCCAGCUGCCCCAUGGAGCCUGCUCCUAGUUCCAGUAUCUUCCCAGAACUUUUGAACUUGCCAGGUGCCUGAAAGUCUUUUCGAAAUAUGCCUGCCAAUCAUCAGCUCCCUCAGGGACAGUCCUAUAACCAAUUCAGCCAAUGCGUAUCCUAAUAUAAUACCAACCUCGGGAAUCAAGAAUGCACAGUCAAGAUCAAAUCAAGACACUGAAGCCAUAUUCUUGCAGGUGCUAAUCAUUCUUUUUGAUAGUUCAAAAGGAAGGAAUAUGGUAACUCUAUCAUUACUACUACUACUACUAUUAUUAUUAUUAUUUUAAAGUGAAGAAAUGAGACAAGCAAAAUAGAAAAGCUGUUAAGGAACUUCCAUGAUUAAAAUGACUUGAAUUUGCUUGUGAGCAAGAAGCUUUCCAUACUGCUUUCUUAUGUGAGUUCUCUUAUUUUCACUUGACUGUGAAGAAAAACAAGAGAAUUCACCAGUUUAAAAUAAAUUCCUCUUAUAGCCAUCCUCUGCUUCAUGACGUUCCAUCUAGUCUCAUUGUAUAGAAGAAAAGUGCCAGUUUUCCACAUGCCUUGGAACUCAACCUGAAGGAAUCUGAAGGCCUUUAAAAUGAUCCCUCUGAGAUGCAGCUGAGAUUGUGUUAAAUGUGACAGAUGUGUCCAAACAUCUUUAAUGGAGAAAAGGUGGUUGGGUUAUUGCCUAGCAGCUUGAGCACUUGAAGCAAAUAGGGUUAUGUGGCUUUUCUAGGCACAGCCUCCCCUGAAUUAGACAGGAGAAUGGACAAGAUUGCUACACCGCGUUAACUAGACACAUAAAUGUGACUCACUAGUCAGAUUCUAGGGAGGCUUAACUUACAAAUAGCUUUGUCCCUUUGUAGGCAAGAUUCAUGAAGUCUAAAGGCACAGUCUGACAGCAGUUCAGAUCCUUGCAUGAGUAAUUGACAACAGUCACUAAGCAUGCAAGUAUAUUCCAUAUUACCCUAAAGCAUUAUGUUGGCAUUUUAGGUGAAAGGCAUUAAACCUGUGAAGCAUCAACAAUCAGAUUAGGAGAUAUGAUGUUUGUUUUUUUAACCCAAGAAGAGACAACUUGCUGGAAAAAUUAGUGUGGCUGAGAAAAUGGUGGACAUGAUGGUAGUGGAGGCUGGGGUCAUAAGAGAUGGCCGUUACCCAGCAGUUGCUUUUUCAUUCUUUAUAUUGAUUAUCCAUGAUGUCUUUUCACACAUUCAUUGUAACUACUUUGGAAUUAUGGAGAAAUAAUUUAUAAAAUCAGAGGUAAAGUAAGGAAAUCCAGUGGUGCUGUUACAUGUUUAAAUGUUCUAGCUAAAGCAAAUUGCUGGCAUGGUUGUGGAAUUGGAUAUCAGUUUGAGUGUUGGCCUCACCUACCCUAGUAAACUCAGUAGAAGCUAUGUAUCUGCUGCGUCUCCUCUAGAACCCUUCUUUUUCAUAAGUAACAUAAGGCCUUUCCCAGAUGGAAAGCUCAUAUAGUCCUGCUGGAAAAACUGAAGGAAAAAAUACAGCAUGUUGGUGGCAUUAUACACCUCCAGCAAAAUUAAAAAGUCAUUAGUAUGGUUUUUCCAAGGACCAUAAUCGGAUAUAGCAGAAGAGAUGUAAGUGUUUUUUUGGUAAAAAUUUCUCUGUUGGCCUGAUUGUAGUCUCUCUAAGAUGCUGCUGCCUACAAAAGGGAAGUUGUCAUUUUAAUUAUAUUUUUGUUUUCUGAAAGUUCUGUUCUUAUUUUCAUUUCUACUUUGUCCUUGCCUAGCAUUAUUGAUACAGGAUAUAGUAUCCAGCAGGACCACAAACUGUGACUCAUCAGUGUAUUAAAGGGAAGAAGCAGUGCAGACCUGUAGGCUCUGUUUUCCAGUAAUCAGACUGUAACAUUAAUGAGGAACCCCUUUCUUAAUUCCCUGAUAUCCUAAAUUGGUCUAUUGUAUAGUGCUGGUGUCCACCCCACCUUAAACAACAACAAAGAUAAAAGUCAACUUGAGGCCUUAUUAGGUGAGAAAAGAGAAGAAAUUCAAAAACAUAGCCUUCUCCCCUUCUCCACAUAUCUGACCCAAAUGUCAAAUAUCUGAUUUUACUAAGUAGUUUGAAUUAUUUUUAAAAAACAGUAUCUUUUUGACUUGAGCUUUAUUUAUUUAUUUAUUUUUGAUCCUCACUGUUCUGAAUCAGAGCCUCCCCCCAAAAUAAAAAGGCCAAAAGGUAGAUGGCAGAUAAAAAGCUUCAGCAGAUUUUGUAAUCCACAAAUUAGCUUAUCAGUUUGUCAGCUCCUGAACCACAAACAAUAGACAUAUUGUGAAAUCUCAAUGUUUUAGAAAUUUGAAGCACAUAAAAAUUUAAACAACUAUGAUGGUUAAUGGUUAUGAAAAGAAUAAGAACAAACUACUGCCCACUUGAGAGUUCAGCCUCAAUAGGCAAUUUUUAGAUUAUGGCUUUGAAAAAGCCAAGGAUUAUCCUGAAUAGUAUUUUUUUGUUUGUUUGUUUGUUUGAAAACCUACGUGUAAGAAGUAAUGGUGUUAUGUAAUAGGAGCAAUGCUAGACCAUUAAAAUUUUCUUUUUCUGGCUUCUCAUAAGAAUGCACUUUAUAAAUAAUUAGAACAUCCAGAAGGCCACAAAUACUCCACAUCAUAUGUUAGCUAUUUUUACCUUCAGGGACCCUACAACUAAAAAGAGUCAAUUGAACAAAAAAAAUGAACUUUCAUGCAUGCCUGUCACUUUAUCCUUAUAAAGAAACCUGCCACAUAGGUAAAACAAAUCUAUGUGGCCAACCUGAAAGGAUUUCAAAAGAAGGAUUUCAAAAGAAAGGCAUUUUAAGCCUUUCCGAAAUACAAAUAACUUAUUGGAUACGUUUCCAUUUUCCAGCUAUAGAAACACAGUCAGGCUGCUUGGAAACUCUUAUUGGUGCAGAAUUAACUUAAAGGAAAGCACCUUCAAAAACCAGGCUCGGCAGAUCUUUCUCCUUUAGACUUACAUGGCAAUAUUCCUAAGGUCAUUAGCAGCGGAAUCCAGGCAUAACCAGGCUGUUACACAGCUUCAUGUGACUGUCAGAAGCCCAUUUUGUGACAUUUUUGCACAUCCGUCAGCUGUUGACACCUUGUUAGAAGCACUGAAUUUUAGUUUCACAAUUCUUCAUCUCCCUUCCCAAGAAGUGGGCAAUCUACCAAGUUCUCCCAGAUCAGUGCUUUGCUGAGAAGCAGUGAAUUUAAGAGAAUUUUAACAUGUCAAACUUGAAGCCAAUUCAGUAGCCUUAUUUGUUCCAAGACUCUUAACCAAUACUGUGAUAUAAACUUAGCAUUUUGGACAUUUGUGUAGUUAACAGCCUUCUUGAAAACGCAAAGGUAUUAAAAUGGCAACUAGCUAACUCGGGCUCUUAAACCACCCUGCAGUUUCUACCAACAAAGAGAUUAGGGAGGCAAAUCAAGCCUCACUCUGUAUGUCAGCUGAUCUCAAGUAAAAUUUACUGGAUUCAUUUUGCACUCUACCCACAGCCCUUCUCCUAACUACCCUGGUGAUUACCAGUGCCAUUGAGGAUCUUUUCUCUCUCUCCUCUGAUAUGGUGGUUCCCUUUAGUCAAUAGCUCGCAUGAACUCCAGACUUCAGUGUGUAUCACAUCUAUGAAGUACUUAAUCUGGGGAAGAAUAACUUAAUCUCAAUUUUCCAUAUGAAAGUGAUAGAUAAAAAGCCAUUAGUCUAUUCCUCUGCAUAUUAUGUAUACUCAUAUACUUUUCUAUUUUUUAAGCUUUUCUUAAAUUGGGGAUUCUCAAAAUCCCCAAUCUGUUUCCUUUUCUGAAGGCUGAUCCAAUUACUUCUGUUGGCUAUUUUUUUGGUUCUUUGUAUGAAACUUGAUAACAUUAGGCUAGCAAAAUUGAAAAAAGUCCACAGUUUCAGUAGAAAUUCACAACCAAAGAAUAUGUCAUGGAAUAAGCAACCUUCUAGCAUACUUGAACUGUCACAUACACUGAAUAUGUCACCAAAUUUUACCUGUACAGACACUGAGACAUUAUGAAACUCUUCAAAAGAAUAAAUAUUCCUCCCCAUCUAUAGUGUAAGCUGCCAAUGCAUUAUCUUAUACUUAGCGUAUCGAGCGAAUCAUGUGUUUUCGGGCAUGCAGCAGCAAUGCUUCAUCAGCAUCUUUGGCAAAGUCGUACCUAUUUUCCUUCAUCAUUCUCUUCCAGAGCUUCCUUACACUUACAUCUCAUGAAGCAAAUGUAUUUUUGACUCUUCAAGUGAGUUAGCUUUCCAGGUCCACCUUUCCAAAAUGAGAGAUUAAUCCCAUAGACCACUGAGCACAUAGGGACAUUCCUCUGUAUCUCCCCAUGCUAUGGACAAUAUAUGUUUAGAAAUGAGAUGAACAACUCUUUGGUAACUCUUGGGAUAGAAUUUUGAAUUCCAUUUUCUUUCUAUGAGGUUUAUAAAAGGGAGUACAUAGCACACAAAAAUUGUAAUGCUCUUCCCAAGAAGAAAUUUGAAGGACAUUCAGAAUUUACAUUUUAGGUAUGUUUGAAUAAAGUAUAAAUAGCUCCUUUUUGUUCUUCUUUACAACUUGUCUGUAAAUAUAAUCUUAUUUCCAUCAUGUAUCAGAUCACCAAGGCAUAAAGAAGGUAGUCUUAGCUCCACUGAGGCAUUCAUUUCCAUUGGAAACAAAUCCAUGUAUGGGAAGGAAAGUCUAGUAACAAUCCUCCUGUUUUCCUGCAGUGACACAAAUAGGAUUUGGGGGUCUACUAAAACAUCUGUCUAUCCCAAAAUUGUCAGUUUUAUAGUAAUGCAAUUCUACAAUUCCCAAGACACAAAUAAUGCAACCCCACUGCCACCUGUGUAUAGACUCUUUAAAAGGUAUAUGUGUUAAGAGAAAAGAACUUUCCUUUAAAGAGAUAAUCUAAGAUACUCUUAAAAAGACAAAACAUUUAAAAUUAGAAGUUGGAUCAUUUUUAAGAAUCUUUAGAGAAAACAUGUCAUUGAUUCAUCAUAGUCUUUUCCUUUUGUUGAGUUUUAAUUUAGACUAGCGUGGGAAGCAGGUUGUUCUUGGAUUUUGGUUUAGGGAAUCAUGCUUUGGCCUGGAAAAUAAGCACUAGCCUGCAUGCCCAGAACCUAAGUGAGAUCAUUCAGCAUCCUAAUAUGAAUCAGACCUAACAGAAAUGUAAAUUACUUCAAGUGCUGCAGUGUUUCAUUUUCUUAAUGAUACUCUGAACCUUGGAUGCUGCUUCCUAAAAUGCAUUUGAUCCAUGUGGUCAUUUGUCUUCAUUCAGCCUUGUGAGCUUGCAAGCAAUGAAAUGAAAGAAAAGCAGGAGACAAGAGAGAAGGAAAAUUUGAACAAGGCCAGUGCAAUGUUUUGCUGAGAUAAUGCAUCAUUAGGGAGCUGGUAAUCUUUGCCAUGGUUAUAUCAUGUGCAGCUUUUCGAUGGAAAUUCCAGAAAUCCAUAUUAGAUAAACGGGAGUGCCCAGUAUCUUGUAUUGUUACUGUGAGACCAUGUGCUGGAAAAGCAGGUACCCCUAUGAAACUGGCCUGCAAUUGGUUUAAAAGUUCCUUCAAUUUCAGAACAUUUCUAUGAGAUUACUUGUCCAUGGACCUUCACGUUUUCUCUUAGCUUAUCCUAAAGUGAUUCCGGCACCUAACCUCAUUUUACUUCUCUUUUCUCAGUACAUCUGCUUCAGCCUCCCUUUCCUUCACAUCCCACAGCUAAGUUUUCCUUACUUUGCCUUUACAGUUUCUCCUGGACUCAGCUUUUCUCACCUCUCUGCAUCAUAGGCACCCGACUGUCUCCCUCAGACCUUACUCCAUCCUCUCACACCCUGUGUGCCAUUUCUGGGCCUUUGGACAGGGAACUCCACUGUCACCAAGAAGCCCACGUGAGACAUGCUGGUGUGACUGCCUCUUGUUAAUGUCAGCAUCACCUCAUCACUUAGGCAAAGGGGAAAAUCCAUAAAAGUGAUGGAAAAUGCAUUUCUUUUUCAUUUUAUUCUACUUUAUUUUAAGGAAGUGGGAGGGCUUUGGGGAAGAGUUGUUCUAAUCCUUCUCAGUUUCUCCUACGUUUUAUUUUAAAACUAUCCAAUGGGUGGCCAUUCUUUUGAUCAAGUUGUAAAUCAGAUGAGAUCAUCAGCUAUGAUGCAUAAGACUAAAUUUUUUUUUAUCUCAAGUAACUUUCUGUGCUGCUGGACAAACUGACUGAAUUCAAACAUUUUGAAUCAUAAGGCUUUUUUAUUGUCUCUGCAUUCUUACUACUACACUUAGUUCAAAGAUAUACCCCUAAUCUGAGUCAGGAUAUUCAUACUUUGUGGUUAUUUUCAGAUUAAUAGUAACAGUUACACUUUUGAAUGCAUAUACAGAAAGUAUAAGUGUGUACUGAAUAGUCAACUAUGUGACCUGGUAAAAGGUUGGCUUUUCUGUUUAAUUAACUAUUAGGCCAAUCUUUAGAUUUCAUCUUAAAGGCUUUUAAGCAAUAACGAAGACACUGGGGAAAAGAGAAGGCACUUUAAAGACAUGAAACCUUACACUACAUGCUCUUGGACAUUUCUAAAUAUAAUAAGCUAAUUGGAUUCAGGUAUUUUUCCCUUUACACUUUUAAAAAUAUGUAUUUCUAAUUUGCAUAUUUAAUUUUGUCAAAGCUGGGAAACGCUAAUGAGUUGAAUGUGUAAAUGUCAUUUGCAACUAAAUGAAGUAUUUAUUUUUAAAAAGAAAGGGUGAAGAAACCAAUAUUGAUUUGUACAUAAUGAAAAUGUGUGUGUGUGUGUGUGUGUGUGUGUGUGUGUGUGUGUUUUCCUCCUUGACACUACUUGAUCACCAUAUCAAGUAUAUUUUUGUAUAUAAUAUAUAUUGGUCAGUAAAAUGUAGAUUGUCUAUUCAAAGAAUUCUAUCUCUGAUAGAUUAUAUUUAUCCUAAUCUGUUGAUACCUCUGUUAAUUUGUUUUAAGAGAUAGAACUAUAUUUUUUGGAAUUUGCAGAGAAUUGCGUUCAUGGCUCCCAAUUGUAAAUAUGC